CCAAAACCAAAGGAAAGGAGCCCCACAUUCUAUUGAGCUGUCCGACGUCCCCAGCAGCAGCAGCAGCAAGAGCACACGACAAGAAAGGGCAGCCCCUCAAGACUGAACCUCGCCCCAUCGUCGUGGCAAGCAACAAUGGACAUCACCAAGACGGCGGUCUCGCUGCGGGAGAAGGCGCUGCUGUACGGCGACUACUCGACAUACUGGUCGCAGCUGUCGGGCAAGCUGCUCAACAGCCGCAAGAAGCUCAACAUUGCGACCAAGCACCGCGGCAAAUUCAACCCCAAGGCCCCCGUCACGCCCGAGCAGAUCGCCGAGAACCACGAAUAUGUCUACCUCCACUUGCUGACGGCCGAGCGGACAUGGGCACAUGCCAUGACCAUGAAGGCGUCGCACGCGGCCGGCACCAAGGGCAUGACGAGCAAGACCCGCUCCCACAUCGUCUCGAGGCUCGAAAAGGGCGCCCGCACCGCCGAGAGGCUCGCCGAGGCCCUCGCUUCGAGCGCCAGCGGCGCCUCCCCCACCGACGUGCUCGACGCCCGCGCCUACGCCGCCAUGCUGAGGGGGGCCGCCCUCUUCGAGAGGCAGAAGUGGGACGCCUGCCUGAAGAGCUAUGCCGUGUGCCGCAUCAUCUACAGCGCCCUCGCCACCUCGGCCAAGGGCGACGUCUUCAGGGACCUCCUCUCCGACACCGUCGACCCCUCCAUCCGCUACGCCGCCUACCAGGCCAAGAUCCCGCGCACCCUGCCCAUCGCCACCAUUGCGCGCGACGCGUUUGACCACGCCGCCGGGCCCGAGCUGGCCGACCGCAUCAGGGACAUCAACCCCGCCGUCUUGGAGCACGGUGACGCUGACGCCGCCAAGGGCGCCGGCGGAACCCCCGCCGUCCUGACGUGGCGAGGCAGGGAGGUCAAGAUCGAGGACGCCGCCAUCGCCAUCGCCUGGGCCGCCGUGGCCACGGCGCGCGGACGGCUUGCCGAGAAGCUGGCAUCCGCGGGGGCCCUCCACCCCAAGGAAACGGCGGCGGCCUACGACGAGAUCCUGAUCGCCAGCCAAGAUGCCGUCGACGCGACGAAGCAGGCUAUUGACGAGCUGAGGGCGGAGGGGGUCACGCAGAGCGACGCGCGCAUGCAGAGCCUGCAGAUCACCCGGACGGCCGUCAACUACGAGAUGAUCAGCUGGCGAAUCGGCCGCAACAGGGUAUUGGUGGGCGAGAACGACGGCGUCAAGAUGGACUUUUCCGGGCCCGUCUCGCAGAAGAAAAAGAAGAGGAAGCAGCAGCAGCAGCAGGAGGAGGAGCAGGAAGGAGACCGAAGCAAGGACGAGGCGCCCGGUCGGCAGAUUGCGAGGCUAAAGGAGAAGGUCGUUUUGUACGACGGCAUCUUGCAGGACCUCGAGUCCAUCAAGGAGCUCCCGGGCGUGGCCAACGACCAGGACCUGUCAGAACGGUUAGACGCCACCUCGCAGUACUUCACCGCCCUCAAAUCCCUCGCCAUUGCCCGCUCUCACGCCGUCGCCGGCAACGCCGUCAACUCCCUCGCCCUAGUCAAGCACGCCCUCGACCAAACCAACACCGCCGCCCCAUCUCUCUCCAGCCCAGAGAACAACGAUGACGACGACGACGCCGCCUUUACCCCGCGGAACAUCCAGGUCACCAAGCGCGACCUCACCCUCCUCCACGACACCCUGACCGGCGAACUGCAGCGCUGCCUCGCCCUCGCCGAAAUCUUCAACAACAACAACAAAAACAGUUCGAGCACCACCAUCCCCACCGACAAAGCUGCCGAGCCCUUCCAACAGGCAACAACAACGACAGCAGCAGCAGCAGAAGCAGCAGCAGCAACGACCAAGCCGCCCCCGUUGUCCAGCCGCCUCUCCGACUACCCCGCCGGCGGCGUCGACCUCGACAACAUCGUCACCUACCCACCCCGCCUGGAGCCUUUCCCGGUGAAGCCGCUGUUCCUCGACGUGGCCUGGAACUACAUUGCCUAUCCCGGCAAGGCCGCCGCCGCCGACCAACCCGCCCAGCCCAAGGAGAGCCCCGCCGCGGCGGCAGAGCCACAGCCGGAAGCGAAGCCGCAGAGGAGGGGGUGGUUUUCCUUCGGAAGGUCCUAAAACAAAGGGUUCGGGAAUCGUGCCAAGCCGUAUUAUUUUACGAGUUAGGUUGUUGGGUGGG
Molecule: messenger RNA, 2176 nt
Organism: Thermothelomyces thermophilus ATCC 42464
Lineage: Eukaryota; Fungi; Ascomycota; Sordariomycetes; Sordariales; Chaetomiaceae
Exons: 3
Coding region: 136-2115 (659 amino acids)
Biological process (GO): SRP-dependent cotranslational protein targeting to membrane
Cellular component (GO): signal recognition particle, endoplasmic reticulum targeting
Molecular function (GO): 7S RNA binding; endoplasmic reticulum signal sequence receptor activity; signal recognition particle binding
Source: RefSeq, a predicted model, not a curated record